GGUGUGCGCGCGGCGGCGGCGGCUGCGGCCCGGAGCCCGGCCGCGGCGGAGCGGGAAUCCCCGCGCACUGCCCGGCCCGGGCCAUGACCCCCGCUGCUCUCUGUUGCAGGCUCGUCGCCGCGGCCCCUCGAGCCAGGCCGCCGCCUCCACCAGCUCCCGGGCGGGCCCCGCAGUGAGCCUAUCAGGAAGCGGCUGCAGAGGCACCGACAUGGGGCUUAAGCUGACCUGCCUGAAAGGCUUAAAAAUGUGUGUCAGCAGCAGCGGCAGCCACGACGAAGCCCCCGUCCUGAGCGACAAGCACCUGGAUGUACCUAACAUCAUCAUCACCCCGCCAACGCCCACGGGCAUGAUGCUGCCCAGGGACUCCCGGAGGGCAGUGUGGCUGGAUGAGACGGGGUCGUGCCCGGAGGAUGGAGAGAUAGACCCUGAGGCCUGAGGAGGAGGCGUGGGCUGGGGAUUCAUCCGCACCGGCCCCUGCUCUGGCUGCCCUUCACUCCACGCGCCCGGGAGCCUGGGACAGAUGCGCUGAGCAGCCGGAUGGGAGAACAGCGACUCUGGCACUUGACCAGAGAGGAGUGGCAAGACGCACGGGGAGUCAGCCCUGCCCGCUUCCAGAACAACGUUUCCCAGGCCCCACUAAGUGGGCCAGACUCUAACGCCUACACGUGCUUGCUGACCCCCGGGGUCACGGUGACGGCCAUUAGGGUGCCAGGGAGAGGCGUUCUUCUGGACAAACACAGACGCCCAGUGCCCUGGGCCAUGCAGAUGGCUGCCCAGGAGGUCAGCACACACAAGAACUUACAAAGGACGGGUUCCAUUUUUCACAAGUUGUCUUACAGACAGAGAAACAGUCCAAAAGUGAUUUAUAAUUUCCUUUUUGCAUUAUUAUAAAUAAAGACCCUGUGCCACGA
Camelus dromedarius (Arabian camel) is the source of this 911-nucleotide messenger RNA. It is a transcript of the gene CLMB, whose product is annotated as chromosome 23 C16orf74 homolog. The record is from RefSeq and is a predicted model, not a curated record. The transcript has 4 exons. Lineage: Eukaryota; Metazoa; Chordata; Mammalia; Artiodactyla; Camelidae. The coding region runs from base 209 to 436 and encodes 75 amino acids.